CAUCCCACCACUUUUCCCACACAUUUGUAACCCCAACUUCCAAGCAGCUUCUUCCAUGCCGAAAAUGUCCACAAACAGGUGUCCUUAAAUUGCCCAUUCACACUCGCUUUGAAGCUUCCAGGAUAAAUCAUAAAUCAACGGAUAGCAUUAAUCCCAUCUCAUAGCUCUUCUGUCCUUAAUUCUUUGUGGAGCUUUAAUCCAAUGGCGAUUGUUGGAGCCCAAGAUGCCUCUUCUUCGGAUUCUCCAUGUAGUUAUCAUGUGUUCUUGAGUUUCAGAGGUGAAGACACUCGCAAGACGUUCACUAACCACCUCUACACAGCUUUAAAUCAUAGUGGAUUUCGCACCUUUAGAGAUGAUGACGAGAUUGAAAGAGGAGAAAAUAUGAAGUUUGAAUUGCAGAAAGCAAUUCAAGAGUCGAGGAUGUCAAUAGUUGUCUUCUCAAAAAACUAUGCUUCUUCGAGCUGGUGUCUUGAUGAACUUGUGAUGAUCCUCAAAUGUAGAAGGACUACUGGGCAUGUAGUGCUACCUGUCUUCUAUCAUGUGGAUCCAUCCCAUGUGAGGAAGCAAAUGGAAAGUUUCGAAGAAGCAUUCACGAGGCAUGAAGAGAGAUUCCAUACAGAAGGAGCUGGAAAAAAAGAUGAACAGAAGGGCAAGAUACAAGAAUGGAGAGCAGCACUCAGAGAAGCUGCAGAUUUAGUAGGGAUGGAUUUACAAAAUCAAGCUGACGGACUCGAGUCAAAAUUUAUCCACAAAAUUGUAGAAGUUGUUUCAGACAUACUAAGACGCACUAUCUUGGCGAAUUCCCCUUACUUGAUUGGAAUACAUUCCCGAGCAAAGAAUAUUGGGCUUUGGUUACGAGAUGGGUCUAGUGAUGUUGGUAUAGUCGCAAUUUGUGGGAUAGGUGGAAUAGGAAAGACAACCAUUGCCAAAUUUCUAUAUAAUUCGAACUUCUCAAAGUUCAAAGAAAGCAGUUUUCUUGCAAAUGUAAGCGAAACUCUAAAACAACCAAAUGGUUUACUUCAAUUACAAAGACAACUUCUUUUAGAUAUUUUACAGGGAAGAAAGAAAAAGUUGUAUUAUGUUGAAGAAGGAAUUGUUAAAAUUAAAGAUGCAUUACAUUGCAAAAGAGUUCUUAUAAUUCUUGAUGAUGUGGAUACAAUAGACCAACUAGAUGCAAUACUUGGAAUGCGAGAUUGGCUUUUUCAAGGUAGUAAAAUCAUCAUAACCACUAGACAUGAGCGGUUGCUAAGGGCUCAUGAAGUUCGCCACAUUCACAAGGUUGAAAAUUUGGAUUACAGUGAGUCUUUAGAGCUCUUUAGUUGGCAUGCCUUUGGACAAAACCGUCCCAUUGAUGGUUUCAUAGAGGUCUCAAAAAGGGUGAUACAAUAUUGUGGAGGGCUUCCACUAGCUAUAAAAAUUUUGGGUUCUUCGCUGUCAGGGAAAAGCUUAAAUGUCUGGAAAAGUCAAUUGGAGAAAUUGAAAGCGAUUCCUAAUUAUCAAGUCAUUGAAAAACUCAAAAUAAGCUAUGACUCUUUACAAGAUGACCAUGACAAAAAUUUAUUCCUCCAUGUUGCUUGUUUCUUUGUUGGGAUGGAUGAAGAUUGGGUAGUUACAAUUCUAGAUGGAUGUGAUUUUUACACAACAGUUGGGAUUCAAAAUCCCAUUGAUAGAUGUCUGUUAAUGAUUAAUACACGCAAAAAGUUGGUGAUGCAUCAAUUGAUUCAAGAAAUGGGAAAAAAAAUUGUUCGUCAAGAAUCACUUAAGGAGCCAGGAGAACGUAGUAGACUCUGGAAUCAUAAGGAUUCCUUCAAUGUCUUGAGAGAAAAUACUGUAAGAAUUAAUCCUUCUCCUCAUUUAUAUUUGUAUGUAUUUCUAUAGUUAUCAAAAAAUGAUCCAAACUUAGAAACUUCAUACCCAAAAAAAU
Messenger RNA from Camellia sinensis, 1924 nucleotides. The record is from RefSeq and is a predicted model, not a curated record. Lineage: Eukaryota; Viridiplantae; Streptophyta; Magnoliopsida; Ericales; Theaceae.